Molecule: messenger RNA, 2157 nt
Organism: Cotesia glomerata
Lineage: Eukaryota; Metazoa; Arthropoda; Insecta; Hymenoptera; Braconidae
Gene: GlcT
Product: ceramide glucosyltransferase-B
Exons: 2
Coding region: 639-1838 (399 amino acids)
Biological process (GO): glucosylceramide biosynthetic process
Cellular component (GO): membrane
Molecular function (GO): ceramide glucosyltransferase activity
Source: RefSeq, a predicted model, not a curated record
UUCUACCUCCACCAGCAGCAACUGUAUAUAAAAUACACAUCCACAGUGAACACUGACAUCCCAGAAUUCAAUACCCUCGCCUAGUCUUAGUCAGUGCCGGUAGGCUGUCAAACAGCGUCAUAUAUUCUUAGCCGUUUUCUCCCAAUGCUCCUCACGCCAAAAAGCGUCUCUUUUUCACCAAGCAUCCUGCACAAAAAAAAGCUAUCCUCUUCACCAAGAUCACCAUGAAAAAUCCGAAAAUCCAGCAUCACUGAUUCGUAAGCAAAAACCAUCUCUUCUCUCUUAAUCUUUGUCUAAAUUUUCCCAAUUCUCCAGUCCUGCCCAUGGAACUCCCUAGUGUCAGUGCUUUAUCAAAAUCAAACCAAAAUCGGCAUCUAAAUUCAGUGAUAGUGAUCAGUGAUACUUUAAUUGGUGUCCAUUUUCUCCCGGCAUUUGCUGGACCCACGAGGCAUCAGCCUUUUAGAAAAAGGCGGAUUUAACAAAAAACGUGACAAGAAAUGACCCUACUAAGCCCGGUCCGUUUAAAAGGUAAGCAAAUAGGACUCUACGCAGAGUGUUGUUGGUGCUGGUGGUGAUAAUGCCCAAAGAGACAAUCACAAGCCAAAAAGACAAUCCUAAACGUAAUAACUAAUUCAAAAAUGAGCUCUAUGAUCUACACCCUGUAUGGGUUCGCGAUAUUCUUCAUAGUUUUCUGGUUGGGAAUGUGGUGCGUCCACAUUUUAGCAUUAAUAACCGCGCGUUGCAAGCUCCAUCGCAAAACUGCAGUUCCUGCAAGCUACGAAGUUCCUUUGCAAGGAGUUUCAAUCAUAAAACCUUUGAUGGGAGUGGAUUCUAACUUGUACAACAAUUUGGAGACUUUCUUCACGCUGGAUUAUCCGUUGUAUGAAAUUUUAUUUUGCGUGGAGGACAAGCAGGACCCGGUUCUGGUUCUGAUAAAGAAACUGAUGGACAAGUACCCAACUGUGGACGCAAGGCUGUUCCUGGGUGGCUGUAGAGUUGGCGUGAAUCCUAAGAUCAACAACAUGUACCCUGCUUAUGAAGCUGCGAAGCAUGAGCUGAUUCUGAUCAGCGAUAGCGGGAUCAGGAUGAAGGAAGACACCUUGCUGGACAUGGUCAGGUGCAUGGGGGACAAUGUAGGCUUGGUGCAUCAGCUGCCCUUCACUUAUGAGCAGCGGCAAGGGUUCGCUGCAGCUUAUGAAAAGAUCUACUUUGGAACUGUUCAAUCCAGGAUGUAUCUAGCUGCUGAUUUGUUGAACAUCAAUUGCCACACUGGGAUGUCCGCGUUAAUCAGAAAAGCUCCGCUGGAUGAAGUUGGAGGCUUGAAGACUUUCGGGGUGUAUUUAGCGGAAGAUUUCUUCUAUGCUAAGAGUUUAGUGGACCGCGGCUGGAAAAUCACGGUCUGUUCUCAGCCUGCGCUGCAGAACAGUGGACAGUGUGAGCUGCCCUUGUUCCAGGCCAGGUUGAGACGCUGGGCCAAGCUCAGGGUUGCCAUGCUGCCCACAACGAUUAUUCUAGAGCCGCUCAGUGAGUGCUUGAUCCUUGGAGCUUGUGCUUCUUGGGCAGCUACAGUGCUUUUUGAGUGGGACUCUCUGGUGUUUUAUCUUAUUCAUAUUCUCAUGUGGUUCAUGAUGGACUGGACGUUGUUGUGCGUGGUGCAAAACAGUGCGUUGCCGCUUAAUAAACUUGACUUUUUGUUUGGGUGGAUUAUGAACGAAACUGUCAGGCCGUACUUGUUCCUACAAGCUGUUCUGGAUCCGCUUAUUCAGUGGAGGUCCAGGGUUUAUAAGCUCAAGUGGGGAGGCCUUGCUGAAGAAGUUAAGGCUAAAGUUAAAUAUUAGGUUAAGGUUUUUGGUAGCGAGGACUUUUUUUAAGUUUGCUAGGAUUUAUCAGCAGAUUUCUGCUGCAAAGUACGGGAGUUUUUUAAUUAUUGUUGGUGGAAAUUUACGUUAUUACAUUGUUGGAGAAUUGACAAUUGGAUAUUGAUGUUGGAAUUCUAAGUGCAUAUUUUUGUUUGAUAAUUUUUUUAUUUAUUAUUGAUACUUUGGUGGGUUAUGUAAGUGAAAAAAGUUAUUCUGGGAUUUACGCUUGCAGUUUUUUUUUAUAUGAUAGGUUUGAUAGUUAAUUGUAUACAAAUUUGAAUAAUAUGUGACUUGAGAA